AUGUCGCAGCCCCUGAAAGAGGCCGAUAUCAUAUUUCCGCAUCUCUCCAACACACCAAACCUAUCCAGUACCCUCUCCUCUCUACGCCGCUCAACACUAUCAACGCAAAACCGUCUCGCCUCAAUCGUCUCGGACAGUGAAUUCAUCACAUCUGUCGGAUCUGCCUACGACCUGCCUCUGGUGGCAAAUGAACGGUGUGGAAGCUGGUACAUUCCUCCCUCUCGAAAAUCUGGAUCUGUUUACUUCAAGAGCACGGACGGCCAUAUGGGCGAAUGGAGUUUCAGUCUAAGAAGACUGAAUUUGCAGUUGUUAGAUGUCGUGAAGAGUUAUGGUGGAGCUGUGGUUGUGGAUAGUACGAGAAGGGGGAAAAGUAUGCCGGAUGCGUUGAGUAAGACAAUUCCGACAUGGUGUUGUGUGAUCAACAGGGCCGUAUUUGGCGCACACGAGAAAGAGGAGAUGCAGUUGUUUACACCGCCGCAAGCUGUAGGCGAAAGUGAGCAUGCGCAAAUGGAGAAGAGGAUAGAUGAGUUCGUGCGACAGUUUCUGGAUGUUUGCAAGCCCAACAUCUCGGACCUUCGCAGUAAGCUACAGAAACCUCUGCGACCGAUAUGGGUGACACAACAAUCAUCUCUUCCAGAACUAGCACCUUCUUUUCCGGAUUUCCAUCCCAUCGUGCUCUGCACAGCCUCACGGCGAGUGCGCGGUGCUGAAGUAUCAGAAGGCGGGUACAUUCAGGGUGCUGCCGAUGACCAUGAAGCGUGGUCGCAUAGUCUCACUCCGGCAAUGUUCUGGAAGCAUAAAGAUACAUUGAUGAAUACGAGCGAAGAAGAUGCGCCGGCUCUCAUUGAAAGACUGCUCAAGGAGGAUGGAGGUAGCAGUGCAGUCGCGAGUUUGAUCAAGCCGACGUCGAAACUGCACAUCUCAUCUAGUGAUCAGAUAAACGUUGAGGGGUUCGGAGUUGUGGUAAGCUGCACACCGGAGCCGUUGUCCUCUUCGAUGCUCAAGGAAGCUGGAGUCAAACACUAUUUGCAUCUCAAAUGCCAGACAGGCAAACUCGGAUCGCGCGACCUCCGCACUCAACUCCCGCAGCUUCAGUAUUUUUUUUCAUCCCUUUCAACACCAAUAACUACAAAGAUCCUCGUGUGCUGCCCAACAGGCAAGGAUCUCUCCGUCGGCACCGCCCUUGCGAUGUUAUGCCUCUAUACGAACGAACAAGGGGAGAUAGAUACCAGCAAACCAAGAGAUGCAAAGGACAUGGGAAAAGCCUUCAUCAAGCAAAGGUUAAGCUGGAUAACAACAAGCAAUCCAGCGCUGAAUCCAAGUCGAGCUACGCUUCAAAGUGUCAAUGCUGUCUUACUAGAGAGCCAGGACCCGAAGGCUUACUUACAGACGAAGAGUGACGGCACGGGUAUUAACAGUUUCACUGCCUCGAUUCCGAUUAGAGAAACAAGACCCUUGUCGCAAGAGGCAGAAGAGCUACAAACAGGAAAAGCACCUGGAGACGGGGAACCACAACAAGAUCCUCCUUCGAUGCCUAAAACCAUCUUCAAAAACCUACUCAACUCGCCGAGUCAAUCAUGGAGCUUUGAACGUACACUGCGCUCCUCCCUACCCACACACCCUUCGGGCACCGUGACAGGAACAGCGACAUUUACGUCCUGCAAUCUGCCGGAUCACUUUCCACCCACGUUACUCUACGCUGAAGAAGGCGAAUUCGUUACCGACACAGGGCUAAAGUUUACUGCGCGGAGAAGAUAUGUGUAUCAAAUCAAAGUUGGAGAUGAUGAAGAUGGGGGCGAGUAUAUAGCAGUACGCUUCUUUGAUGACGAGAAGAUGCCGCGAGCGGAUAUCGGGGAUGGUGUUGGAAAGAACGGAGAAGGGAUUGGCGGAUUAUUUGUAGAGAUGGGCAGCCUUGAGACUACUGGGGGAGAAGUGAAAGCGAAGAACAAGGAAACACACCUCUGUGCCGAAGACUUGUAUUCUGCGAGCUGGACAUUUGGGGAGGGUGUCGUUGUAGGGAGUGAGUGGGCGAAGUGGUGGGAAGUGCGCUAUGACGUCAAAGGGCCAAAGAAGGACUACGUGAGUACUACACGAUAUACUCUUGUUUGA
Molecule: messenger RNA, 2109 nt
Organism: Alternaria atra
Lineage: Eukaryota; Fungi; Ascomycota; Dothideomycetes; Pleosporales; Pleosporaceae
Exons: 2
Coding region: 1-2109 (702 amino acids)
Biological process (GO): charged-tRNA amino acid modification
Cellular component (GO): cytoplasm
Molecular function (GO): tRNA adenosine(64)-2'-O-ribosylphosphate transferase activity
Source: RefSeq, a predicted model, not a curated record